Molecule: messenger RNA, 1530 nt
Organism: Bombus terrestris (buff-tailed bumblebee)
Lineage: Eukaryota; Metazoa; Arthropoda; Insecta; Hymenoptera; Apidae
Exons: 2
Coding region: 1-1530 (509 amino acids)
Source: RefSeq, a predicted model, not a curated record
AUGCAGAGCAACGAUGCGAAGAACACUUCCGAGAUCACGUCCGACGCACCUGCGAAGGACGAUACAUCGUCGCCCUCUCCUUUAACAACCAGCUCUCAUCCCUUGGAUCAUCCAAGUAAUGUGAUCCAAGAAUACGUAGACUUGGGUCACUUGACGAAGAUCGACCCUGAUCAACCCGCUAACCACGAGUAUUAUCUGCCACAUCGCGGCGUGAUCAAGGAAUCAAGCGACACCACUAAGCUCCGGGUUGUGCUCGAUGGAUCAGCGUCAAGCAACACUGGAAUAUCACUAAACGAUACUUUGCUCAUCGGACCAAAGUUGCAGGAGGAUCUAUUCGACAUUCUACUUAGAUUCCGGUCUCACCAAUAUGUUCUAUCUGGUGAUAUUGAAAAAAUGUAUCGGCAGAUAUUGAUACGCCCAGAAGAUAGGAAAUAUCAGCAAAUUCUGUGGCGCAAUUCCAACGGUGAAAUCGACGCCUAUCAACUUAAUACCGUAACGGUUGGGUUAUCAGCCGCUCCACACUUGGCCCUACGGUGUCUCAAAAAAUUGGCAGAUGACGCCCUCACCGGAGCCGAUACGAAGGAAGAGGUACUGUCGAUCAGAAAGGAGCUCACCGACCUUCUGCAAUCAGGCGGCUUCAAUAUUAGAGGAUGGGCUUCCAACGAUUCGGACAUACUGAGGGGGCUAUCCGAACAAGACAAAUGCCGGAAGUUACAAUUAGGUGAGUCUCAGACCCUAAAAACCCUCGGGCUUUUUUGGGAUUCCCAGGUUGACGCAAGCCUUUAUUCGGACGAUACCCAAGCUGAUCUCCCACGGGUUACAAAGCGAUCAAUAAGUUCGGUGAUCGCCAGAAUUUAUGAUCUAUUAGGAUUGCUAGCGCCAGUAAUCAUUCGAGCAAAAAUUAUUUUGCAACAUGUAUGGUCAUUAAAACUCAACUGGGAUGAAUCAUUUCCCGCGGAUCUGCAUACGGAAUGGAGCCGGUACUACACCCAGUUAGCGUUGAUAAACAACGUCCGGUUUCCACGAAAAACUGUAAUACCAGCAGCGACUAGGAUGGAACUCCACGGCUUUUGCGAUGCCAGCGAGAAGGCUUACGGAGCCUGCAUUUAUCUCCGUACCGUUAAUUUCGACAGCACCAUCCAAACCCGUUUGCUCACCACAAAAUCAAGGAACACUCCAUUCAAAACGCUGACCAUUCCACGACUCGAACUAAGCGGGGCACGCCGUCUGGCUUCCUUGAUUUCAUCAGUCCAGAAGGCCUUAACGAUCAAGAUCUCUCAAAUCGUAUAUUGGACCGAUUCCACCAUAGUGAUCCAGUGGAUCAAGUUCUCGCCGCAUAUGUUAAAAACAUUUGUGGCGAACCGAGUGGCAGAGGUACAAACCAAGACCAACAUCUCCGACUGGCGCCAUGGGUCUACAGCCGAUAAUCCAGUGGAUCUCAUCUCACGAGGUCAGACGCCCAAGGAGUUUCUGCGUCCGUCAGUUUGGAAAAAUGGACCAGAGUGGCUCCAGCAAACCGAAGAACAUUGA